Chrysoperla carnea is the source of this 1350-nucleotide messenger RNA. Its product is annotated as GPN-loop GTPase 1. Bases 147 to 1313 code for a protein of 388 amino acids. The transcript is spliced from 6 exons. Gene Ontology annotation, molecular function: GTPase activity. The record is from RefSeq and is a predicted model, not a curated record. NCBI's taxonomy places the organism in Eukaryota, Metazoa, Arthropoda, Insecta, Neuroptera, Chrysopidae.
AUCAUUGCUGUCAAAUAAUAAAACGUGAAUUUUAUCCAUUUAAUCAAAUUAAAGCUCAAUAGCUCAUAAACGUUAAAAAUAACUGGUCCUUAUAAAAAGUACAAUACAAACGUUUUUAACAAAGUGAAUGUCAAUUUGUAAAUAUCAUGGCAGAAUCCCUUGCCGAUAGUGCAAAGAAUCCAGAAAGUGAAGUAACCAAAAACAGACCAGUAUGUUUGAUUAUUUUGGGAAUGGCUGGUUCUGGAAAAACUUCAUUCGUUCAUCAAUUAUCAGUAUUUGAAAAUAAAAUUCACAAACCAUAUUUAAUUAAUCUGGAUCCAGCUUGUCGAAAUCCGCCGUAUCCUUGUAAAAUUGAUAUUAGAGAUACAGUCAACUAUAAGGAAGUAAUGAAACAAUACUCUCUUGGUCCAAAUGGUGCCAUUGUAACUUCACUAAAUUUAUUUGCAACAAAAUUUAACGAUGUGAUUAAUUUAAUAGAGAAAUCGAAUCCUGAACAUAAAUUAUGCGUUUUUGAUACACCAGGACAAAUUGAAGUAUUUACAUGGUCAGUUUCUGGAACAAUUGUUACAGAAAGUUUAGCUUCAUCAUUUCCGACAGUCGUUGUAUAUGUGAUGGAUACUGUGCGAUCCGUAAAUCCCGUUACUUUUAUGAGUAAUAUGCUUUAUGCAUGCUCAAUUUUGUACAAAACUCGUUUACCGUUUAUUAUUGUUAUGAAUAAAACCGAUGUUGUUGAACAUAGUUACGCUGUUGAUUGGAUGAAUAAUUUUGAAUCAUUUCAAGAAGCUUUAGAAGAUGAUGAUAAAUUAGAAUCAAAUGGUUACAUGAAUAAAUUGACGCAUAGUAUGUCUAUAGUAUUAGAUGAAUUUUAUCAAGGUUUAAAAGUUUGUGGUGUUUCUGCACUUACCGGUGAAGGAUUUGAUGAAUUUUAUAAAUUAGUUGAAGUUGCCGCUAAAGAAUAUGAAACAGAUUAUCGCGUUGAAUGGGAAAAAAUACGAAAUGAAAUGAAAAAUAAAGAAAGUCAAAAAUAUCAGGAAAAAUUAGAGAAAUUAGCAAGUGGUGAUGUUAAAGUGCCUUCGAAAAAUUUUAUUUCUGAAGUUUGGUCUGGGAAGGAUCUUACUGAUGUGUAUUUGAAACAUCCGGCCAAUGAAAGUAGUGAAGACGAAGAGGGUGAAGAAGAAGUAAAUCCGCACGAUUCAGGUGAAGAAGAAAAAAUGGAGGCAGAAUCAUUUAAAACGUUUUUAGAAAAUCAAGUACAACGACAGAAAAAUAGAACAAUAUCAAAUACGAAUCAACCAUCAACGUCAAAAAAAUAAAAAUUUAAGUUAUAUUAUAUUUAAAAAAAUAUUUUUA